Messenger RNA from Panicum virgatum (switchgrass), 1710 nucleotides. RefSeq names its product FHA domain-containing protein FHA2-like. The record is from RefSeq and is a predicted model, not a curated record. NCBI's taxonomy places the organism in Eukaryota, Viridiplantae, Streptophyta, Magnoliopsida, Poales, Poaceae. Gene Ontology annotation, molecular function: protein binding; sequence-specific DNA binding. Gene Ontology annotation, biological process: regulation of ribosomal protein gene transcription by RNA polymerase II. Bases 423 to 1472 code for a protein of 349 amino acids. Gene Ontology annotation, cellular component: nucleus. The transcript has 3 exons.
AGGCCCUUCGGCACCGCAACCCAUUUCCUCUCCCUUCGCUCCCCCAGCGGCCGCCGCUCGCCACGCGGUCGGCCCGUGCGCCGCGCCGCCGCCCUCCACGCUCCCCUGCCCAGCUGCAGGUCGAGUCCGGCUGGUGCGGCAGCACCCUCCCUUCCCACGACUUCUCUGUUCUUUCUCUCGGCCUCUGUCUUCCUUCCUAGCGGCGACGACCGGGCGAGUUGCGCUGCCCGUUGUUCGUCAAGGGACGGGCACUUCGCCGGCGACGAAUAUCAGACAGGGGUAUGCCUGCCUAUUCCCCUCCCUUCCCAUCCUGCUGCGCGAAAUCAAACGCCCAAACCCCUAACAUAUGGUAUUUGUAUUCGGAUCUGACCAUGAUUUGUAUUCGGAUCUGACCAUGUCCUAUACUGGUUCCGCCCCUGCCCAUGCCCCACGUUAAGGCCGUCACUGCUACCUUGGGUGCCAGUGCAAUGCCCGGCGGAUCUUCAGCUGCUGAUGGUGAAGUGGAGGCAGGAUUUGCAAAGCUCCAGGGCGAAGAUUUCGAGUACUACAUGCAGACAUAUUCAAUCAUGCUGGGCCGCAACAGCAAGAAGUCGACAGUGGAUGUGGAUCUCUCGAGCCUCGGCGGGGGUAUGAACAUCUCCCGCCACCAUGCCCGGAUAUUCUACGAUUUCCAGCGUCGUCGGUUUGCCCUCGAUGUUAUUGGCAAGAAUGGAUGCCUUGUUGAGGGUGUUCUGCACCUCCCUGGAAACCCACCUGUUAAGCUUGAUUCGCAGGAUCUGCUGCAGAUUGGGGACAAAAAGUUUUACUUUCUGCUGCCAACGCGAUCUAUCUUUGCCUCAGCUGCUGCUGCUCGACAUGCCCCCAUUAUUCCUCCACCGCUCCCACCACCAUCAUAUGCACGUCCAGGCCGCCCUCGUUUGUCUGAUUUUCACGACCGCUCCUUUGAAGGUGAUUAUGGCAGGGAAGUGGAUGACAUUGGGACUGGUAUCAGUGAAAGUGGGGUGAGGGGAAAGUUGAUAAAGAGAAACAAGAAGUCCUCUGGAGAGUUGGACAUCUAUGGUGGGCACCGAAUCAAUGUUGAAGCAAUAGGAACCCUAGGUGAAGACAGUAGAUCAGAAAUAAGAUCAAGGGGUGACAGGGAUAUUGACAAUCAACAAAUCCUUCAAGCAGAAGAGAAGGAAGUCGUGUCAUCUGUUGCCACAGUGUUAUCUGACCUCUGCGGUCCUGGAGAAUGGAUGCCCAUGGCAAAACUCCAUACAGAGCUUCUUGAACAGUUUGGCAACGUGUGGCACCCCAGCAGGGUCCGAAAGUACCUAACAACAGAUGACUGGUCACCAACGGAGACGAAGGGCAGGCCUUGGUUUGGCCUUCUGGCCCUGCUCAGAAAGUACCCAGAGCAUUUUGUCAUCAACACAAGAUCGAAAGGCAGAGUGACUUCGGAGUUUGUUUCGCUGGUCUCCUUGCUCUCCUAGAGGGGAAACGAGGGGGGCUAGCUGUCCUGCCGAGGAAAUAACAGGCGUUUCAGUCUGUUCAGAAGGGUAGGAGGUGUCUCUCUCAUUUGCCUCUUCUGUUUUGAACCCUACGUAUGGUAUCAACUGUGUUUGAACAGCCGUAAUGACUGGAUCAUUAUCAUCUCUGUACUGUUGACUUGUAUAUGUACUAUGGAAGCAUGAGUUUUAACCAAUGCUAGCAACUUGGCACCAGCGUUCA